CUGUGGACUGAUACAAAAAAACUAGUGCAAUCCUGCCUGGUAUGGACUUGUUGUCCGGGACGUAUAUAUUUGCGGUCCUGUUAGCAUGCGUCGUGUUUCAGUCUGGCGCCCAGGAGAAGAACUACACCGUCCGGGAAGAAAUGCCAGAAAACGUCCUGAUAGGCGACUUGCUGAAAGACCUCAACUUGUCGCUAAUUCCAGACAAGUCCUUAACAACGCCUAUGCAGUUCAAGUUAGUGUACAAGACCGGAGAUGUGCCACUGAUUCGAAUUGAAGAGGGUACUGGUGAGAUCUUCACUACUGGAGCUCGCAUUGAUCGUGAGAAAUUAUGUGCUGGUGUCUUAGUGGACACCCGUUGCUUUUAUGAGGUGGAGGUUGCCGUUCUGCCAGAUGAAAUAUUUAGACUGGUUAAAAUACGUUUUCUGAUAGAAGACAUAAAUGAUAAUGCACCAUUAUUCCCUGCAACGGUUAUCAACAUAUCAAUUCCAGAGAACUCAGCUAUAAACUCUCGAUAUGCUCUCCCAGCAGCCAUUGAUCCUGACAUAGGAAUAAACGGAGUUCAAAACUACCAACUAAUUAAGGGUCAAAGUAUUUUUGGGCUUGAUGUUAUUGAAACACCAGAAGGAGAGAAGAUGCCACAAUUGAUAGUUCAAAAGGAGUUAGAUAGGGAAGAGAAAGAUACAUAUGUAAUGAAAGUAAAGGUUGAAGAUGGUGGCUUUCCUCAAAGAUCCAGUACUGCCAUUUUGCAAGUCAGUGUUGCUGAUACAAACGAUAACCGCCCAGUCUUCAAGGAGAAUGAGAUUGAAGUCAGUAUACCAGAAAAUGCUCCUGUAGGUACUUCAGUGACACAACUUCAUGCCACAGAUGCCGACAUAGGUGAAAAUGCCAGGAUUCACUUCUAUUUCAGCAAUCUAGUCUCCAACAUGGCCAAGAGGCUAUUUCACCUCAACUCCACCAGUGGACUUAUCACAAUCAAAGAACCACUGGAUAGGGAGGAAUCACCAAACCACAGGUUACUGGUUUUGGCAAGUGAUGGUGGAUUGAUACCAGCAAGAUCAAUGGUACUAGUAAAUGUUACAGAUGUCAAUGAUAAUGUCCCAUCAAUUGACAUAAGAUAUAUCAUCAAUCCAAUCAAUGGCACCGUGGUUCUUUCAGAAAAUUCUCCACUCAACACAAAAAUUGCGCUCAUAACUGUGACAGAUAAGGAUGCUGACCUUAAUGGUAGGGUGACGUGCUUUACAGAUCAUGAAGUCCCUUUCAGGUUGAGGCCAGUAUUCAGUAAUCAGUUCCUCCUAGAGACUGCUGCAUAUCUUGACUACGAGUCCACAAGAGAAUAUGCUAUUAAAUUACUGGCUGCAGAUGCUGGCAAACCUCCUUUGAAUCAAUCAUCCAUGCUCCUCAUCAAAGUAAAAGAUGAAAAUGACAAUGCUCCAGUUUUCACUCAGCCUUUCAUAAGUCUUUCUGUUCCUGAGAAUAACUCUCCUGGCACCCAGUUGACAAAAAUAAGUGCAACGGAUGCAGACACAGGGCAUAAUGCUGAGAUAAACUACCUGCUUGGCAUUGAUGCUCCAUCUGAAUUCAACCUGGAUCGUCGUACAGGCAUUCUGACUGCAGCAAAGAAACUGGAUAGAGAAAAACAGGAAAAAUAUUCAUUCACAGUUCUGGCAAAAGAUAACGGGAUGCCACCUUUAAUAACCAAUGCCACAGUCUUAGUGACUGUUCUUGAUCAGAAUGACAACAGUCCAAUUUUCACUCACAAUGAGUACAACUUCUAUGUCCCAGAAAACCUUCCAAGACAUGGCACAGUAGGACUAAUCACUGUAACUGAUCCUGAUUAUGGAGAAAAUUCUGCAGUCACUCUCUCCAUUUUAGACGCAAGUGAUGACUUCACCAUUGAUCCACAGACUGGUGUCAUCCGACCGAAUAUUUCCUUUGAUAGAGAAAAACAAGAAUCUUAUACUUUCUAUGUAAAGGCUGAGGAUGGUGGUAGGGUAUCACGAUCUUCAACUGCCAAAGUCACCAUAAAUGUGGUUGAUGUCAAUGACAACAAACCAGUUUUUGUUGUCCCUUCUUCGAACUACUCCUUUGAAUUGGUUCUGCCAUCCACUAAUCCAGGCACAGUGGUCUUCACGGUAGUUGCUGUUGACAAUGACACUGGCAUGAAUGCAGAGCUUCAUUACAGCAUUGUAGGAGGAAACACAAAAGGUCUGUUUAUGAUUGACCAAACAACAGGCAACAUUACACUGAAGGAGAAAUGUGUCCUUGCAGACCUUGGUUUACACAAACUGGUAGUCAAAGUCAAGGACUUAGGACAACCUGAUUCUCUCUUCAGUGUUGUAAAUGUUAAUCUAUUUGUGAAUGAGUCAGUGACCAAUGCUACACUGAUUUAUGAAUUGGUGCGAAAAAACAUUGAAACACCAGUGACCCAAAGUAUUGAGACAGCUGAUACAUCCUCACCAUCCAGUGACUAUGUCAAGAUCGUGGUUGCCAUUGUUGCAGGCACCAUAACUGUCAUCCUUGUUAUUUUCAUCACUGCUGUAGUAAGAUGCCGCCAAUCACCACACCUUAAGGCUGUUCAGAAAAACAAGCAGAAUUCCGAAUGGGUUACUCCAAACCCAGAAAACAGGCAGAUGAUAAUGAUGAAGAAAAAGAAGAAGAAGAAGAAGCAUACCCCUAAGAACUUGCUGCUUAACUUUGUUACUAUUGAAGAAACUAAGGCAGAUGAUGCUGACAAUGAUGGAAACAGCGUCACACUAGACCUUCCCAUUGAACUGGAAGAGCAAACCAUGGGCAAGUACAACUGGGGCACUACACCUACUACUUUCAAGCCUGAAAGUCCUGAUUUGGCCCGGCACUACAAAUCUGCCUCUCCACAGCCUGCCUUCCAGAUCCAGCCGGAAACUCCCCUGAAUUCAAAGCACCACAUCAUCCAGGAACUGCCUCUUGAUAACACCUUCGUGGGCUGUGAUUCCAUCUCCAAGUGUUCCUCCAGCAGUUCUGAUCCCUACAGCAUUUCUGAGUGCAGCUAUCCAGUGACAACUUUCAAGACCCCUGUGUCUGUACACACCAGACUGCCAAUGAAGGAGGUUAUACGAUCUCGCACACCCAUGAAAGAGACAACUACUGUGGAGAUCUGGACUCAUCCCCAACCACAGCAGAAAUCCGAGGGAAAAAAGGCAGGAAAGUCCCAGCGGCGUGUCACAUUUCACCUACCAGAAGGCUCUCAGGAAAGCAGCAGUGAUGGUGGACUAGGAGACCAUGAUACAGGCAACCUUUCCAGCACAUCCCAUGCCCUGCCCCUUGGCUAUCCUCAGGAGGAGUACUUUGAUCAUGCUGCACCCAACAACCGCACUGAAGGGGAUGGCAACUCUGAUCCUGAAUCCACUGCAGAAAUAACUGUUCAACCAACCUUGGAAGAGGCCUCUGACAACUGCACUCAAGAAUGUCUCAUCUUGGGCCACUCUGAUGCCUGCUGGAUGCCAGCUUCUCUGACCCAUUCCAGCCCUUUACAGGCACAGACCUCUGCUCUGUGCCACAGCCCACCCCUGACGCAGACCACUCUUCGCCGGCGCAACCCUCCAGUGACACAGACCGUUGUGCUCUGCCACAGUCCGCCGGUGACCCAGGCUAUUGCACUGUGCCACAGCCCUCCACCAGCACAGACCUCCACUCUGCACCACAGCCCACCUCUAGCACAGGCUACUGCUCUUCGCCACAGCCCUUCACCAGCACAGGCCUCUGCCCUCCGCUACAGCCCUCCCCUAGCACAGGCUGCCACAAUCCACUGCAGCCCUCCUCUGCCACAGGCUGCUGCCCUCCAUUGUAGCCCCGCACAACCACCAAUGGGUCUGCAGCAAGGUUGGGGGCAAAGUGCUGGCCCUGAUGGACUACUUUCUCUUGAUCAGGGAGCACAAGGUAGUACAAGAUCUCAGUUUUACGCCAUGUCUGAAAGACUUCAUCCUAGUGAUGAUUCAAUUAAAGUCAUUCCCUUGAAAACCUUCACUCCAGGGCAGCAGGCCAGACCCUCUAGGGGUGAUUCUCCCACUAUGGAAGAACAUCCUUUAUAAAACUAAAACAGCUACUUCACAUUUUCCAACAGGAUGUAUAUAAUCAAAGUUUAAGAUCCAAUUUCAAUGAAUACUUCAAAUUGUUAGAUUUGUAAAUAGCUAUGUAAAUAGAAACCAAUACCAGAAUCAAGUCUAGAGCUAGACCCUUAGUCAAAAGUUAAAAAUAAAUUUACAAUUUGAUUAAUUCAGGAUGUGUAUUUAAAAAUAAAAGAAAUUGAAAAAAAAGUUGCACCCUUUUGUACAGAAAGGCUUAUCAUGGCAUAUAUUAAUAUAUAGUAUAUAUUAUUUCUGGUGCACUGUAUUUUUUCAUUUAUUUUUACCAACAUGUACAAUAUUACUGAUUUUUUUCCAUUCUGUUUUUUGUGGACCCAGUACAUAGCUAAUGGAAAACUAACAAAUAUCUGAUUUUCCAAGAGUACGUUUAUUCUAUCUAAACUUUUGUUUAGACUGUUAGAAGGUUUAAGUACGGUGGCAUUUUUGUUUGUCUUUUUGUUUGAUAUUUGUUGUUGUCUCCACUUUUUUGUUAUUAGUUUUUCUGCAAAAAUGACCAAUAGGGGGUGGAGAUAUCUCUUAUAUUUUUUGUUUCUGUCUGUUUUUUAUGUUUUCUACCUUUAUUUUAAGAAUAUAUUGUUGAUAUAAUUUGUAUAUACAUUUUCAGUAAAGAACUUAUAAAAACUGUACAGAUUUACGUCUAUAACCUAUUUCUCUACUCUUUAGUAGAGUUCGAGACACUGAAGUGCAAUAACUGUGCCCAAAUUAGGCAAUUGUUUGCUAAAAAGGGCCUCUUUCUUUUUGUGUUAAAUUUAUCUUUGUAGUUUAGUGUAAAGUGCAUCAGAAAUCAUGUUGUAUCUGUCAUUUUAAGCCUAUAUUCCAUUAUUAAUUGGGUCUUUAUCUUCUGAAAUUUGUAUAUAACAGCUUAGAAAAUCAUAAAGAAGGUGGAUGUAUUCAACUCCUAAUUAAAAUAAACAUAACUGUAGAUAAAACCACAUACUAAACCUAUAAGACUAAGGGAUUUUUGUCAACCUACUGAAGAAAACCACUGAUAACAAGAUGAAAGUCAGGAAGGAACUUUUCAAGAGACAUAAUUAUAAAUCUACAUCAAAUGUGUUACAGUAUAGAAUUUUAAGGAGAUGUGCAGAGGGAGAAAUGGGGUUCAUGACUGCCUCUUGGGGUUGAAAAGAAAUACCCCAAUAACACACACACACACAAAAAUAAACCAACAAAAUCUCAUAUAUGAAACAAUAUAUGUCAUUCUAAGCAAAGAAUACAUGAGUAUUCCUAGGGAACAUUAGUUUCCUUCUGUUGUCUGUUCUUUAUUUUAUUUUUUGUCCUCUUAACUGUCCGUGGUCUUCUAUGUGCACAUUUGAUCAAUUUACCGAAACACCAUCAACUUAAUUUUCAUCCAUAGCAAAACUGAAAAUAUUUAUUUCAGUAUUACGCUAAACCAAGAGACAAUUGAUGUUUUAGUUGUGGUGUGUGGGGGGGGAGUGAAUAUUUCUUCUUGCUUAAAUUAGAUGUAGACUUUGUAAUGUGUAACUUGAAGAUAUGUAAUUUAUGAUUAAACUGUGUGUAAAUGUUGUAUUAUAAACUGUGGUAAAUGUAUAGUUUCAUUGGUGAAAGUUUCCAUUGAAUGUUGAGAAAGCUUCUCUUCAUGUGCCCAGCAGGUUACGUAGCAUUUUGAGAAUAUAUUGUUCCCAUUAUGAAGCUCUUUAAAUCAUAUCUGAUUUGGUGUGUAGAACUUCUUAACUUUUAACUACUAGAGUUUAAUUACUGAAAUUUCAAAUUAGUUAGUAUUACUGAUUUUUUUCCCUCAUUUGUGUUUGUUAUAUUCAAAGGGAUUUGGAGCAUCCUGGUAUUCCAGAUGCAGGUGAGUCCUGAAGGACUGAUGAUGUUUGAAAGUGAAGAUAUUGAAAUAUGACGAUGUAUAUGUGUUGGUAUUCUUGUUGCUAUGGUUAAUGAAGAUUUUAUACCUGGGGAAGAUAAAGAAACCUAGAAUGACAAAAUCGGUGCUUCCAGUAGAUUUUAGAAUGCUUUUUCCUCUAAAGCUUGCAAAGAUAAUGUGCUAUUUUUUUUCUUUUUUUAGUUAUUUCUACAUUUUCUUCUCCACAUUAUUAGUUAAGAUCUACACACACAAAAAGAAAUAAAUGAAAAAGAGAUAAAAAGGAGAAACUGAAAGACAAAUAAUGUCAGUAGUAUGAAUAGUUACUAUCUAUGUUAAUGAAAAUCAGAAUAGAAAUCAAUGUUAGAUAUUUGGGAUUUUUUUUCUGAUAGUGUGAUUUAUUGAGUUAUAUGGGUGGCUCUUAAAUCCUCAUGUAAAAUUUGUGAAGUUUUGAUACCUUUCCUAGAGAUAUAGGAAUGAACAAAUAUGCUUUUAUUGUCCUUUCUAACUCUGAUUAUACAGUCAGACUUAGAUUGUGUUUAGAAUAUUAAAUGACUGGGCACCCUCUUCUGUGUUUGUACCAGAGAGGCUUUGAAUGGAAGCAGGCUCAAAGUAGCCAAAGAGGCAAGGGGUGUGAGCCCAGUUAUGCUCCUCUAUGCAUUCUCUUCCUAAGCUUCCACUGGGUCUGGACUUGGCAACCUGUAACGUCCAAGGUUUCAGAUCUGAUGAGAUCUUUCUCAUCACAUUGCAAAUUCUUUCUUUGAGUGGAUGGACAGAGCUGUAGGUUGACAAAACUCACAGAUGGCUUUUUUAAUGUGCAAAAAUUUAGUCCUGGAACUCCAAUAAGUCUUAUUUUACCAUCAACCAAAAAUAUUUCCCUUGAAAAAAGUAAGAUUUGAUUUAGUUGGAAAUAAGAACUUAUAACUGAAUGACAAGGAUGGUAAUAAUAUGUUUAGUCAGACUGGUUGUUCUAUUUUGUGGCCAUGUUCAGUUACAUGUGAUCAUUAAUUUACUAGUUAUAAUGUUAAUAUACCACAUUUGUAAAUAUGUAUUCAAACACUGUGUAUCUUAUAUGCUAAGUGCAUACAUAUUUUUUCCUUGAACUUUAUCUUCAAGUUUUAGCUAAUACUGUGUCAGUGUACUAAAAACAAACUUACAUAUGGUACAAACAAUGUAAUACAUUUAGAAGGUACAUUUUGUGUAGUCUCAUCUAAUUAUUUAACAUUUUAUUUUUGGUAAUGUAAAUUUGGUUAGAAAAAAAAAGGUUGCUAAAUGAUUAGUGCUAUUGUGUACUGGUGACAGUUAUGAAGAGCCUCUGCCUUCUCAAACCAAUAUUUGUCACACACUUUCAUUAAAGUCAUGGGAAAAUUAAGUUUUACUCACAUGUAUAUUUCAACAUUAGUUUUUUGUUGUUUAUAUUAAGUCUGAAUGUGCGUAUAUCUCCUAAUCCACAUUUGUGAACACCUAUUUGUUUAAUCUUUUCUCUUUUUAUAUUCUUCUGAUGUAUAUUUUCCACUAUAGUUAUCAUUUCCUGUCUUUCCUCUUUCAUAUUUUUUCCAAACCAAAUUUAUGGUUAUAUAUAGAUGAACUUUUUCUCACAAUCAUUAGACUAUUUUGCCUAUUUCCAACUGGCACAAUUGCCCUGGAAAACAUGGGAGAAAGAGAAGCUGAACUAUAUUUGGACAGGAAACUUUUUACAUUAACAUGCCAAUUAUCACACCAGAGCAAUUUUAUGCAGAGGCCUUAAAAUAUUCAUUCAUAGUAGCUUUCUUACACUAACCAUCCAUAUGCUUUCAGUAAAUAUGAUUUUUAAAAGCAGUACAAGUUGACAUCAGUAAAAGUAGUAAAAUGAAAAGGCCACUCAGAAAAAUGUGUGUGCACAAAUGAAAACAAAAAUAAUGAAGGCAAUUGUUUAGUGAUUGUCUGUGAUACUUUUACAAAUAAAAUGUGUGAAAUUUAUGCUAUCCCUGCUUAAAAUACUUGAAAUUUUAUGAAAUAUGUAUUUAUGUUUGUAUUUCGAGAAGAUUCCUCCUCUGUGACAUCAUACAGCAUCUGAAAGUGAACAGUAUCCCAAAGCAGCUCUAGCCAUACUUUGGAAGUGAGACGGUUGGAUAUUGUAUGGCCCAGGAUGGCAGUAUGUAGUCCAGUGGCAAAUGUGUAUUAAUUGUUCAAUAUCAGAUUCUGUAUUGCAUGCUUUCUUAUUCAUUAAUAUAGGUAUUAAUAAAGCUCUGAGAAA
Orcinus orca (killer whale) is the source of this 8182-nucleotide messenger RNA. RefSeq names its product protocadherin 11 X-linked (gene PCDH11X). Gene Ontology annotation, cellular component: plasma membrane. Gene Ontology annotation, biological process: homophilic cell-cell adhesion. Bases 42 to 4067 code for a protein of 1341 amino acids. NCBI's taxonomy places the organism in Eukaryota, Metazoa, Chordata, Mammalia, Artiodactyla, Delphinidae. The transcript has 6 exons. The record is from RefSeq and is a predicted model, not a curated record. Gene Ontology annotation, molecular function: calcium ion binding.